CUCUGCAGAUCCCCAAGUUUACGGAAAUACUUUGGCGAAGCCGUGCCACUGACGAACAUGGACAAAGCGCAAACGUUUUUUGGAGAAUUGCACGAAUCGUUUCUCCGGGGAGUGGGAGGCUGGCGCGGUCGAUGGCGUCGUAGAAUAGCAGACGGUUCAGCUAGCGUACGAUUAAGGUCUUUGUUGAGUGCGUUGUUGAACAGUUCAUCGCCACUGAGCAAGUACGAGCUAUUAGAAAAACUUGACGUCGCAUAUAAAGACAAAAUGGGUGUCUUCGACGAAGAAAGUCUCAAGCAGAUAGCAGUCUGGGCCCCAAUCGCCCUCACAGCAUACUUCAUCAUCACCGCAAUAUAUCGCCUAACGCUCCAUCCCCUCGCAAAAUUCCCCGGUCCAAUCUUAUGGCGCAUCUCUCCAAUCCCCUCCAUAAUCUCUCUCCUCCGCGGCCGCAUCUCAUUCGACUACAAAGUCCUGCACGACAAAUACGGCCCGGUAGUGCGCGUAAUGCCCAAUGAACUCUCCUUCAACACCGCAAAAGCAUGGGAAGACAUUUACGGCCACCGCGUAGGUCUACCCAACAUGGAUAAAGACCCCAUCCACGUGGGCGCCGUGGAAGCGAUCCCCGGAGCUACCAAUCUCACUAUGGCGCCGGAUAUGCAUCAUGCUAGACAGCGACGAGCGCUUGCGCACGCGUUUUCAAAACAGGCUUUGCUGGAGCAGGAGCCAAUUCUGAAGGGGUAUGUGGAUUUGUUUGUGAAGAGGUUGAGGGAGAUGGCGGCGAGGCGGGAGCCGGCGAACAUGGUUAGUUGGUUUAACUUCUGUACGUUUGACAUCAUUGGGGAUUUGAGCUUUGGGGAGCCGUUUGGGUGUUUGGAAGAAGGUGAGGGCUCUGAAUCCGCAAAUUGGGUCGUACUGGUCUAUGAAUCGAUCAAAGCGGGCGCUUUGGAACAGGCGACUCGCCGGUUCGCAACUCCUGGGUCACUUGCCCAGCGGUUCCUAGUAUGGUGCAUCCCAUCCAUCAUCCGCGAGCGACGCACGCGACACUUGCGCAACUCAACGGAGAAGACGGUCCGACGUAUGGCGGCUAAGACUGAACAUCGCGACUUCAUCUGGUACAUCCUCAAGCAGCGCGAGAAGAAGAACGAAGUCAGUGACGAUGAAGUCAUCAUGAACGCUGCUCUAUUCAUCGUCGCCGGCUCAGAAACAACAGCCACCGAGCUCUGCGGCCUAACCAACUUCCUCCUCCGCAACCCGGAAAAAUACACCCGUCUCAAAUCCGAGCUCCGCUCCGCCUGCAAAACAGAAGCAGAUCUAAACAUGGACAUCCUAGGGUCCCUCCCUUACAUGAACGCCUGCAUCGAAGAAGGCCUCCGCAUCUUUCCGCCCGUUCCCAUCGGGCUCCUCCGUACAGUCCCAAAAGGCGGCUCCAUCAUCGACGGCCACGCCGUCCCCGCCGGAACUUCCGUCUGCGUCACAUCGUGGGCGGCCGCGCACUCGGCGCAAAACUUCACGGACCCGGAUACUUUUGCGCCUGAGCGAUUCUUGGAAUCUCCUACCCGCGAAGAUGGGGCAGCGAAGGCACGGUAUGCAGGUGAUGUUAGGAAAGCCGCGCAGCCUUUUUCGAUGGGUCCUCGUGGUUGUAUUGGGAGGAAUCUGACAUAUGUGGAGUUGAGGUUGAUUUUGGGUGCUUUGCUGUGGAAUUUCGAUUUGGAGUUUGAGGAUGGGGCGAGGCUUUGGGAUCCCAAGGAUGAGUUUAAGGGGUUGAGGGCUUAUAAUACCUGGGAGAAGAGUCCGUUAAUGGUAAGGUUGAAGGAUAUCAGGAGGCAGUGA
Messenger RNA from Periconia digitata, 1827 nucleotides. NCBI's taxonomy places the organism in Eukaryota, Fungi, Ascomycota, Dothideomycetes, Pleosporales, Periconiaceae. The record is from the annotation of a GenBank genome assembly.